UUCUUGUUUUGAAUUUUUAUUUUGUUCAUUAAUUGAUUAGUUUGUCUCUUUGAUUGCUGUUGUAUUGUGUUUGGUUAUUAUCUUCAAAUGGCAGCAAUUUUAAAUUCUAAUGAAAGAUCAUUACGAUCAGUAUUUGUUGGUAAUAUUCCAUAUGAUGCUACCGAAGAGAAACUCAAGGAAUUGUUUUCUCAAGCAGGGCCGGUGUUGAGCUUUAGACUUGUAUAUGACAGAGAAACAGGUAAACCAAAGGGUUAUGGUUUCUGUGAGUAUAAGGAUCAGGAAACUGCUUUAAGCGCGAUGAGAAAUCUUAAUGGUCAUGAAUUAAAUGGACGUACCCUUAGAGUUGACAAUGCUGCAAAUGAAAGAACCAAAGAGGAGAUACGUAACCUUCAAUCAUCCCUUGGUGGUACAUUUGAGAGUCCAUAUGGUCCAGACGUUGAUCCAGAUAAAGCACCGGAGGCGAUUAGCAGAGCAGUUGCAAGUCUCCCACCAGAACAAAUGUUUGAACUUGCUAAACAAAUGAAACAAUGUAUUCAAACUAAUCCAAAUGAAGCAAGAAAUAUGCUACUUCAGAAUCCUCAGCUAUCAUAUGCUUUACUUCAAGCUUUGGUUGUCAUGAAGAUAGUUGAUCCUAAUGUUGCUCUCAGUAUACUUCACCGGAACACUCCGGUUCCAAAUCUAAUGGGGGAAGCAGGAGUUCCUCCUGUUACCGGAUUACCUUCAACAGCUCCACCAGGAACCGGACCAUGGGCACAAGCAGGACCAGUUAUACCACCCGAUCCUUAUGCUAGAGGUGUUAUCCCUCCAUCUCAACCCGUUGCUCAGCCUUCAAAUGUGCCACCACCAGCCUCUGGAAUUGCCUUUGAUCCAAGAUCUCUCGAUCCUCGAGCUCGAGAACCAAUAACAUCAUUAGAUCCAAGAGCACGAUCUCAACCCCAACAAACCUCAUUCGAUCCCAGACUAUCAACCCAAGCCCCGUCUUCUAAUAACGCUCGACCCGGUGGACCUCAAUCAUCAUCUUCUCGACCCAAUGCUCCAGCAUCUUCAUUAAAUAUUCCUAGUUUACCAAAUCAAGAACAAGAAAGAGCUGCCCUAAUCAUGCAAGUACUCCAAUUAUCGGAGCAACAAAUCGCCAUGUUACCCGAUGAACAAAAACAGAGUAUUCUACUUUUAAAGGAACAAAUUUCAAGAGGAGCUCAUUUUGGAAUCAAUGUCGCAAUGCCUCUUGAAUUUUUGUCCCAAAAAUAUGAGAGUCUUGAUUAUGAUCAAUGUGAAAAUUACUAUUUCCUUUUGGAGCAGCGUUUCCAACAAAGAAAUUUGAAUAUUCUUAGAAAUAAGAAUGUUAAAAGAUGGAUUGUUAUUUUAUUCAUCGGUAUAUUGACCGCAUUAACGGCCUGUACAAUUGUCGUUACUGUGGAUAAACUUGCUAAUUACAAGUACCAUUUUCUUAUGACGCAGAUAAAUGAAUGUGAUAAAUCAACUGACUGUUACCAUACACCUUUAUUUUAUUGGAUGGGAAUCAAUGCCGUUUUAGUUUCGAUCGGUGCAAUUAUGGUCACUUAUUGGGCUCCGGUUGCCGCAAGUUCUGGUAUUCCUGUGAUCAAAUGUUAUCUAAAUGGCGUCAAAGUGCCCGAAGUGGUUCGUAUCAAGACCUUCAUUUCCAAAGCCGUUGGCGUUGUUUUAUCGGUUGUCGGUGGAUUGGCCAGUGGCAAGGAAGGGCCGAUGAUCCAUUGUGGCUCAGUAAUCGCGGCUGGAAUAUCGCAAGGGAAAAGCACCACGUUCGGAAAAGAUACUCACCUUUUAGACGAAUUCAAGGAUGACAGAGAAAAAAGAGAUUUCGUAUCUGCAGGAGCUGCUGCUGGUGUGGCUGCCGCUUUUGGUGCUCCUAUUGGUGGAGUUUUGUUCAGUCUUGAAGAAGGAGCAUCGUUCUGGAAUCAGGCCUUAACAUGGAGAAUCUUUUUCUGUUCAAUGAUCACUUCUUUCACUCUCAACAUUGUCUUGUCCAUUUACCAUAACCAUGCAUGGCAAUUGUCUUAUCCUGGUUUAGUCAAUUUCGGUAAAUUUGGUGAAAUCAGUUAUGUCAUUUACGAGAUUCCAAUUUACGCUCUUCUCGGGGCCAUCGGAGGCAUUUUAGGAGCCCUUCACAACAGUAUUAAUCUUCGUCUUUCGAUAUUCCGUUUAAAGUACAUCAAUCGAAGGUGGCUCAAAGUAGUCGAGGCCGUUUUCGUUUCCAUUGUAACCUGUACUGUUGGCUAUUUACUUAUUUACCUGGACAAAGAUUGUCACAAGAUUGUUAAAGAUAUCAAUCUAUUCACAAGCUCUGGUUGUAAGGAGGAUGAAUAUUCAGUAAUGUCACGUCUUUGGUUGGCGACACCCGAAAGCGCUGUUCACUUGCUAUUCCACAGCGAAGAUGAUGUCUGGACCUGGAAAACGCUUCUUAUUUUCUUUAUAUGUUACUUUUUCAUCGCCACAUGGACUUAUGGACUUAGCGUAUCUGCUGGACUAUUUAUACCUUCUCUUUUGAUCGGUGCCACUGGCGGUCGCCUUUUCUACCUCCUGGUUAAAUUUGCUCUUCCCAAUAACAGCGACUGGGCUGAUGGCUGUAAAUUUGCUCUAAUCGGCGCGGCUGCAAUGCUUGGCGGUGUCGUUCGGAUGACCAUCAGUUUAACUGUCAUAAUGAUUGAGACCACUGGUAAUAUAACUUUCGGUCCGCCCAUCAUGAUAACCCUAAUAAUCUCAAAAUGGGUCGGUGAUUAUUUUAUGCCCGAAAGUAUUUACGAUAUUCACAUUCGCCUGUCACAAAUUCCCUUCCUUCACUGGGAGCCUCCUUCUAUGUCUCAUACCGUUUACGCAUCGGAAAUUAUGUCAACACCAGUGGUCACUUUGAAAACUGUCGAAAGUGUCGCUAGAAUUAUUCAAGUUUUAGAAAAUGAAACUCAUAAUGGUUUCCCUGUUGUCGAUAUUGAAUCAAACAAUUUAACAGAAUCAACUUCAUCCCUUGGACCUUCAUAUUCAUCACAAACUCACUUUGGACGUUUCCGUGGGCUCAUUUUACGCUGGCAGUUGAUUGUUCUCUUACAGGAGAAAAUAUUUGAUGAAAAUGAUGAAUAUCAUACAAUCACCGCGAAAACAUUCCGUGACGCUUAUCCUCGAUAUCCACCAAUCGAAAAGAUCGUCAAAUCCAUAACACCAAAAGAGAGACUUUAUCAAAUUGAUCUGCGACCAGUGAUGAACCCAAGUCCAUAUGCAAUCUCAUCUUCAGCUUCUCUUAAUCGUAUAUUUUUAUUAUUUCGAGCACUUGGACUUCGACAUUUAGUUGUCAUAAAUGAUUAUAACGAAGUUGCUGGAAUCGUUACCAGAAAAGACAUCGCUCGAUAUCGGCAACACAUUCACGAAGGAGAACUAUUCCUUCAGACCUUACAGAUCUCUGUUGGAUAACCAGUCAUUUUUUUCAAAAUUUUCGCCAAAAAUCAUCGUAACUAUUACCUGGGAUGAAUCGUUUUCAGUUCAAUCGAACUUCAAUUAUCAUGUAUUAUGUUUGACAAAUUUUAUUGUACAUAUCAGCUAAUUGUUGCUGUGUAAUGUUGUUUUUUACUUUGAUAACCUCGAUUGAAAAUAUUUAUUUUGAAUUAAAAACACUAAUCAUCCAAAGAACCAAA
Panonychus citri (citrus red mite) is the source of this 3659-nucleotide messenger RNA. RefSeq names its product H(+)/Cl(-) exchange transporter 7-like. Bases 88 to 3438 code for a protein of 1116 amino acids. Gene Ontology annotation, cellular component: lysosomal membrane; intracellular membrane-bounded organelle. Gene Ontology annotation, molecular function: RNA binding; voltage-gated chloride channel activity. The transcript has 4 exons. Lineage: Eukaryota; Metazoa; Arthropoda; Arachnida; Trombidiformes; Tetranychidae. Gene Ontology annotation, biological process: transmembrane transport; chloride transport; mRNA 3'-end processing. The record is from RefSeq and is a predicted model, not a curated record.